AUGUCGUUCCCCGCCGGAGUCAAGCCCUUUGCUGAGCGCCCCCUGCCCAACACCAUCUGCAUGUUCGAUGUCGACGGCACCUUGUCCCUCGCCCGCCAGUCGGCCACCCCAGAGAUGAUCGCCACGCUCAAGGCCCUCCGCGAGAAGUGUGCCAUCGCCUUUGUCGGCGGCUCGGACCUCAAGAAGAUCGUCGAGCAGCUCGGCGGCGACAACCCCGGCGACGUUGCGGGUGUCCUCAACGCGUUCGACUUUGGCUUCGCCGAGAACGGCCUCACUGCCUACCGCCUCAGCAAGGAGCUCAAGCCCGCCAGCUUCAUCGAGCACGUCGGCGAGGACGAGUACAAGAAGCUUGUCAACUUUAUCCUGCGCUACCUCUCGGACGUCGAUGUCCCUGUCAAGCGUGGCACCUUUGUCGAGUUCCGCAAGGGCAUGAUCAACGUCUCGCCCAUCGGCCGUAACGCGUCCACCGAGGAGCGCAACGCCUUUGAGGAGUUUGACAAGAAGGCCGGUGUCCGCGCCGCCAUGGUCAAGGCUCUCCAGGACAAGUUCCAGCACCUCGGCCUCACCUACUCGAUCGGCGGCCAGAUCUCCUUUGACGUCUUCCCCACCGGCUGGGACAAGACCUACUCGCUCGGCCGUCUCGAGGGCGAGGGCUUCACCGACAUUCACUUCUUCGGCGACAAGACCUACAAGGGCGGCAACGACUAUGAGAUUUACACCGACGACCGCACCAACGGCCACGCGGUCACCAACCCCGACGACACCAUGAAGCUCCUCAACGAGCUCUUCCUGUCCAAGUAG
Apiotrichum porosum is the source of this 801-nucleotide messenger RNA. RefSeq names its product Phosphomannomutase (gene SEC53). Gene Ontology annotation, biological process: protein N-linked glycosylation; GDP-mannose biosynthetic process; mannose metabolic process. The coding region runs from base 1 to 801 and encodes 266 amino acids. Gene Ontology annotation, molecular function: phosphomannomutase activity. Lineage: Eukaryota; Fungi; Basidiomycota; Tremellomycetes; Trichosporonales; Trichosporonaceae. The record is from RefSeq and is a predicted model, not a curated record. The transcript is spliced from 3 exons. Gene Ontology annotation, cellular component: cytosol.